Messenger RNA from Drosophila suzukii, 495 nucleotides. The record is from RefSeq and is a predicted model, not a curated record. Lineage: Eukaryota; Metazoa; Arthropoda; Insecta; Diptera; Drosophilidae.
AAAAUAAAUCGCCAUUGACGAAAAAUCUCUAAAAAUCAUGGCGAUUACUACUUUCAAAGAGGUUCUCCAAAUCCCCAGGAAGAUCUCUGUAGUAACGCAGAAGCUCGACAUUUUGGCGGACAAACUGGCGGAAACCACCGCCAUUUUAAAGGUAUCCUUCGCUCCAGACAAGGAGAUCUCGGUCGUGGUACCGUUUCAAUUAAAAACGGAAGAGGAAUUGGAUGAAUUCGAAAAUUCCUUGACCCCGGAGCUCGUCGGUUUUUACACAAUGAAAAUAUCAAAAAUUAUUGGUAGCGAACCGCUGUCAAAGCGGUUUAAGCUGGUCAUAGCGGAGGAUAUGAUAAAUAACUGCAAUUUGGACGGGUCGAAUGGGAAGAAGUCCCUCCGAUCGAGCGUUGGCCAAGAACUCCGAGGACCCGGACCAAUGUUUACGAAAAGCUAUGACAAAUGUAAAAAAUAAGCUCACAAAACAAAAAAAAAGAAAUAAUAAUAGUC